Suncus etruscus (white-toothed pygmy shrew) is the source of this 748-nucleotide messenger RNA. RefSeq names its product angiogenin (gene ANG). The coding region runs from base 134 to 574 and encodes 146 amino acids. Lineage: Eukaryota; Metazoa; Chordata; Mammalia; Eulipotyphla; Soricidae. The transcript is spliced from 2 exons. The record is from RefSeq and is a predicted model, not a curated record. Gene Ontology annotation, biological process: angiogenesis; defense response to Gram-positive bacterium; antimicrobial humoral immune response mediated by antimicrobial peptide. Gene Ontology annotation, molecular function: RNA nuclease activity; nucleic acid binding.
GAUCUGUUCUCCCAACUUUUCUACUACCACACAAAGGAGAUAGAAGCGGGUAAGAAUCAACUUCCCUUUGCGCUGUCGAGUCUGUUUCUGCAACUUCGUUCUGAAGCCAAGGUGGGAGCCUUUGUUGGAAGAGAUGGUGAUGGGCCUGAACCUUCUGUUACUGUUCUUCAUGCUGGGGCUGGGGCCGACCCCAUUGACCGUGGCUCAGGGUGACUCCAGGUACAAAUACUUUUUGAACCAGCACUAUGAUGCCAAACCAAUGGGCCGGAAUGACAGAUACUGUGGAAGCAUGAUGGAGAGACGAGACUUGACCACACCCUGCAAAGACACCAACACCUUUAUUCAUGGCAACAAGAAUGCCAUCAAGGCCAUCUGUGGAGAUAAGAAUGGAAGGCCUUAUGAGGAAACUUUAAGAAUUAGCAAGUCUCCUUUUCAGAUCACCACUUGCAAGCAUAUAGGAGGAUCUCUCCGACCUCCCUGUCGGUACAGAGCCACAGCAGGGUUCCGGCACAUUGUUGUUGCCUGUGAAAAUGGCUUACCUGUUCACUUUGAUGAGUCUUUCAUUCGUUCAUAACCUGCAGGCCACUGCUCCAGAACUAGCCCUGCUCUCCUUUUGCACUUCCCCACCACACCCCAGGGUGGCAGACUUUGUUUUCCAGGACCCAGCCAACAGGCUGCCUGUAUCUUUUGUUUUCUGUUUAUCCAUGUCUACUCAAUAAAAAUGUCUCUGAAAUUAAUAAGAAUCAAA